GUUUGCAAGCUACAGUGUGUAUCGUCUCUCAUUCAGUGUGCACAUACAGGAAAAAUGGCAGAAGCAAAUAUUUCAGUGGCUCUGGAUCACUUCUGCUGUCCAGUUUGUCUGGAUCUACUGAAAGAUCCAGUGACCAUUCCCUGUGGACACAGUUACUGUAUGAACUGUAUUACAGACUGCUGGAAUAGGGAGGAUCUGAGGAGAAUCUACAGAUGCCCUCAGUGCAGACAGACCUUCACUACAAGACCUGCUUUAAGUAAGAACAUUAUGCUUGCUGAAAUGGUGGACGAACUGAAGACAAGAAUCCAAGCGACUCGCCCUGCAGAUGUGGAGUGUGAUGUUUGUACUGGAAGAAAACAGAAAGCCGUCAAGUCCUGUCAGGAGUGUCAGAACUCUUACUGUCAGAAUCACCUUGAACAACAUGAGAUGUUUUUCAGGGGUAAGAGACACAACUUGACUGAUGUCAAUGGAAGACUCCAGGAGACGACCCAACCUCAAUAUAACAUGCUGGAGAUGCUGUUUCAAACUGACCUGCCUUAUAUGAUGUGUAUGCUGGAUGAUCUCAGAAGUCAUGAGACCGCAGUUGCUGCAGCAGAGAAACAGAAGCAAGUAAGGGAAAUUCAGAGUAUAUUGCAUCCAAUAAUCCUGCAGAAAGAGAAAGAUGCUCAGGAUCUGAGAGAGGCUGUAACAUUUCACAAGCGCUCUGCACACACAGCAGUGGAGGACUGUGAGCUGAACUUCACUGAGUUGAUCUCAUCCAUUGAGAGAAGUCGCUCUGAGGUGACACAGCUGAUCAGAGAUCAGGAAAAUGCUGCAGUGAGUCGAGCUGAAGAACUCUUGGAGCAACUGGAGCAGGAGAUCGAUGAUCUGAGGAGGAGAGAUGCUGGACUAAUGCAGCUUUCACACACUGAUCUCAACCCUAUUCUCCAGAGUUUCCAAACUCUCUCUCUCUCUGGAUCUACAGAAAACUCCAAUGUUACUUCUCAUCUUUCUUAUGAUAAUGCAGUAAAGUCUGUCUCUCAACUCAAAGACAAACUGCAACACCUCUGCAGAGAGGAGACAGAAAAGAUGUCUGCUAUAGUGAAAAACAUCCAGAUCAUUCUCACUCCUGAAUACAAGACCAGGAGGGAGUUUCUACAAUAUUUCCAUCAGUUCACUCUGGAUCCAAACACAGUGAAUCUAUGUCUCUGUCUGUCUGAAGGCAACCGAAGGAUUACUUACACUGAGACACACCUGCGAUAUCCUGAUCAUCCAGACCGAUUUGAUCGUUGGACUGAAGUGUUGUGUAGUGAAAGUAUGGAUGGACGCUGUUACUGCGAGGUGGAGUGGAGUGGCAUUGAGAGAUUAGGUGUAGAUAUAGCAGUGGCAUAUAAGAGCAUCAAGAGGAAGGGAGCUGGUCCUGAGUGUUCAGUUGGGCGUAAUGAUCAGUCCUGGAGUUUGUUUUGCUCUCCUUCCUAUUACUCAUUCUGGCACAAUAACAUUGAGACCAUACUUCCUGUAGUCCACAGCUCCAGUAAAGUAGGAGUGUAUGUGAAUCACAAAGCAGGAAUUCUGUCCUUCUACAGCGUCUCUCAGAAAAUGAGCCUCAUUCACAGACUCCAGACCACAUUCACCCAACCUCUGUAUCCUAUGUUUGGACUAGAUAAAAACACAACUGUAAAACUGUGUUUUCUAGGUGUAUAGAUAAUAACGUUGCGACAUUAUCGAGUCUCUUAUUUACUAAUAAGGGUUACAUACUAAACCUAGUCUCUGUCAACAUUAUCUAUGACAUGCUGUCACAUGUUUUUUGCUCUGAUGGUCAUACAGAGUCUGCACGAGUCACAUCAAUUUUCAUCUCUGGCCACUAGAUUUUCUGCAAUUUCGAAUUUUCUGAAAAACCUACUUUUUCAAACUCUUCCUAGGCUGUAUGUCUGAUUCACUCAAUGUUGCACGUAUCAUCUAGAAACGUUCAUGACAAAAUUACAGAAAACACGAUGACAGGCUACACCGUCCCUGUAAACCACAUCAGAAGAAUCUAUGGCGAGAACGCUAUACUGAGCGACGCCAUACUGUGCGUCAGCCAUUUUAAAUUUUGUAUUAAAUUGCUGUAUAUAACAAAGGCAUUGGCGUAUCAUUACCAUAUCCUAAAGGUUCUCAAAACAAUUGGGGACAGCACAACCUAUUGGUCAAAAUAUAUAAUGUAAUGCUUAUAACUUUAGAUUAAUUUGGCCUGUUGUCAUGAGACUUCCUCUACACAUCUAGUGUGAUCGCUAACCGUGGCCGAGCAUGGUACUCGAAACAUGGCCUCAAUGAUGCGACUGUUCCAUUUAAAAAACAUGGCGGAGAGCAAUCAAUUUGGUCUAUGGCAUAUGAUCAGUGUUUACUGGAAAUUUGGGCAGAUGAGAGUAUACAGGAACAACUGCAUACAAAACACAAGAACUCGAUAUUUGGUCAAAUUUGCGGCUAUCUCGUGGACACCAAAGAACCAUUGAGCAAUGUUGUGACAAACUGAAAAAACUGUGGGUUCAGUAUCUGAAGGUAGUGGAUGCAUUCCGUAAAUCUGGAAGCUCAUCGGGAGGGCUGGACUGGGAAGAGAAACCAGCUCGGGAUUUUACAUAUCAAAUGGCCCAAAAGUUGUUGCUUAUCGUGGCCCGAUUCGUGGCCGACACAAUGGACCGCUUGGUCCUCCCGAUGGCCAGUACGCCCCUGAUCGGCCCCAAACUGCGUCGGCCCACUGGGAAAAUGCCCGGUAUGUCCGAUUGCCAGUCCAGCCCUGCUCAUCGGACAAAAAGGAUCAUUUCCAGUAGUACGAUGCUGUCGACAAUUAGGCAUGUGAGAGGGCCGCGUGUCACCAUGCCCCAAACGACUUCAAAUAAUGAUGGACUGCUCUUUUCUUCCCGUUUUCUUCAAAACAAAAAGUUGCAUCGUAAUGACGUAAGCGUGCUAAGGCCCGGAACAUUAAGUGCAAUGUGAGUGGGGACAGUCGAGCAUGGACACGGUACAAGGGAACCCGGCCUAGUGUGAGUACGCCCUUAUUUUGUAAACUUCCUUGGGUCAUGCCGGUUAUGAUGAUACCAAAUCUGCCAUGGUCGGCCAUACUUCAUGUUCAGCAUUUUAAAUUGAAUUGUAAACCUUUUUUUUCCAGACCCCUCUUAGACAGUAUGUCAGAUUCACUGGACAGUUUGCAUGUAUCAUGUGGAGACACUCAUGAUGAACCAUUAUAAAAUGUAUGAUAAUAGAUUAAACUGUUCUCAUAUACAGUAUCAACAAAUUUGACAGAGAAUGGUCAAAAGGAUGCGAGAUUGUAUCUUUACAAGAUAUACUGACAGAAAGCCUGGUGUAUAUCAGCACAAGCAUGUGUACCAGCAAAGUGCCACCUAGUGGUCAAGAAAUAUGAUAAAUGGCUAUUUUUGCUUGUAACUUUUGGGUAGUUUGGGCUAAAAUCAUGAGGUUGGUCUCUUUAAAUUCCCUUAUUUUCUGCCAUGCUUUGUGAUGUACUAAACUGUCCUCGUGUAACUCUUCAAUGAAUUUAAUGGCAAGAUGCAAGUAAGAAUUUGAGGCUUUAUCUCAUGAACGCUUUGGCAUAUUGACAUCUUCACAUUUGGCAUUGUGAGCAAGGGCAUACAAUACCAUAUCAAUUUGGGGACAGUGCCACCUAUUGGUCAAAAGUUAUAAGCAUGUGAUUUAUAGUAGAAGUAUUCAAAUAAAUAAAAUGUAUCACUGUGUUUAAAAUCAGUCACUCGAAUUCUAUAUUAAGUCAAACUGCUUGACAUUGGUGUGCUUGGACCUAUAACUGCUGCUUACUAUAUCAUUAUUAUUAUUAUUUAUCCUUAAAUUAGGAGAUCUUACUAUGGAUAUUUAUCAAUCCUCAUUCCAAACUGAACAUGUAUCACAUCAGAGAAGACGCCUACAUUUUCUUCAAGAUCAAUUAACGCUAAUAACUUUCAUUUAUUAAAUGUAUUGAUUCAGGUCAUAGACAACAGUAAAUAGAGUUGAGAGAUUUCAUUCAGUGUUCACUGUGGUUUCUGAGGACACGUGACCAGUUUGAGGACAGCACCAUGCACUGGGAGUCAACAUUUUCAAUGAUUUGGCCUCAAAUCAUGAGACGGGUCUCUGAAGAUACCUUGGGUAAGAGUAUAUUGUUUCUGUAGAACAAGGAGAAAAAAUCUCUUCAAACAAAUUGGUGUUAUAUGAUAGCAGGUCACAGAUACUGAUCUGCUUGUGUUUCACCCAAAAUAAUGCUUUUGGUUGCAUGAUGAUUCUGUGAGAUGUGAUUGUAUUUUCUAUUAUUUUAUAAUCAAUAAAUCAACUAAAUUUCCAAUGAUUUCAGAGGAGUUCAGGAGUAAAAUGAUACUGUUCAAUAUAAUAAUGAUUGUACUUGUUGUGGAGUGAGAGGUGAUAAUGAGGAAAAUAUGAGUUUGUGUGAUUAAAUAUAUAGGAAUAUUAUGUGUUCAAUAUAAGUUAAGCUCAAUCGACAGCAUUUGUGGCAUAAUGUUGAUUACCACAAAAACUGAUAUCGACUCGUCCCACAAUUGCUAAAAAAGGCUCAAAUCUGGGUUACAGUGAGGCACUUACAACAGAAGUGAAUCAAAUCUGUAAAUGUUCAAAUUCUCAGUGUUAAUGAACUUUAGAGCUCAAAUAAUACCUUGUGCAGUUAUAACAGGACAAUUUAUGUAGGUGCAUCUAUAAAAUUAUAAGCUUUUCAUUUCUGCCUUUGAACCUGCCAAAAAUCGCCCAACUUUGUAACUUUGUAACCAUAAAAAAAAAAAUGAAAAAAAGCAUGGACGAGUGGAAACAAUUGGUGGUAAUCAAUAAUGAAAAAUGUUCCUUUAAUGUUUUUUUUGUCAGAUGUUUAAUGUAAUACUAUAGAUUAACUUAAUUUUGUUCCAUGUGAUUUUUAAAAUGCAAUUUUUAUUUUUGAUUCUGACUUUUUAUUUUACUUGUUGCUUUGUUUUACUUAUUUUACGCUGCUACUGUAGUGUAUUUUCAUCAAGUUAAGUAUACAUUAAUCAGGUGUAAUCAAUGUAAACAUUGUUGAUUUGUACCACAGUUAUGUCUGACAGGCAAACAUGCAGUACUGUGUGUGUGUGUAAAGGCCUGUGGACGUGAUGAAUGUGUGCUCAGCAUAUGUGCGACUAUUUGAAGGUGUGUGCAGGAACAGGAAUAGCCUCAUAUAUGUGCUCUCAUGACUGCUGAGAAAAUAUAUGGUGAGGCAGGUGUCUCCUGUCCACUUCUUAAAAUAAGCUGACCAGGGUUAAAGCACAGUAAUAGCCCCACCUAGUUAGAGGACUGUAUUUAAGUGAACCAAAACUCAGAGAUGCUUCAGUUGUUCUGCAGGCAACUCGGCUUUAUUGUAUGAUAAUAAAGUCUAUUCUUCUGAAAUCAAAACCCCAAAGAUGUUGAGUGAUUUUUCUUGUGUUAAACAAGACACAUAAAAUAAAAAUAUAUAUAAAAAAAUAUAUAAAAAAAUAUACAGAAGGUUGUAUUGCAAGAGAAUAUAAUUGAUAUAAUUUAUGGCAGUCCAGUGUGAGAUUAAUAAAGUGCAGUGCUGAUAUAUUGAUCGUGAGAGAUCAAAUGUUCAAAAGUCUAAAUAAAUGUAAAUGU
This is a messenger RNA of Xyrauchen texanus (razorback sucker), 5583 nucleotides long. RefSeq names its product tripartite motif-containing protein 16-like protein. NCBI's taxonomy places the organism in Eukaryota, Metazoa, Chordata, Actinopteri, Cypriniformes, Catostomidae. The transcript is spliced from 6 exons. Bases 55 to 1683 code for a protein of 542 amino acids. The record is from RefSeq and is a predicted model, not a curated record. Gene Ontology annotation, molecular function: protein binding.